AUGGAAGAGCAGGACGACAUUUUGGAUUUCUUCGACUUCAGCAAGCCUUUUGAGCGCGUAAUUGUGUCCGGAGGAUAUUGCAAUGCAUCCGUCGUACCGGAGAAACUCAACAACUACAAGCUUCCGCAGCGAGAACAAUUGGGCACCGAAUACAGCGCCGUGUAUGCCCAAGCGGAAGAAAAAAGGCUUUUCAAGGCCUUCGCGAACGACGCUAUAAAUGCAAAGGCGACCUCCUCCCGGCUUGAUGAUGUUGACGAGGCAGACUCGUUGAUGGAUGGUGAUGCAGAACACGUACGACUGAUUCGUAGUAAAGAAUUGAUGGAGCCCUUGUUUAAGCGCUACAAUUUCAAAGUAGAAGACAAUCGGUUGCCUAUAAUGCAGUCCAAAAAGAAGAUUCUAGAUAUCAUUCGGGAGAAUCCGGUCGUGGUGUUGCAGGGGCCCACGGGCUGCGGUAAGACGACGCAAGUGCCCCAGUACCUGCUGGAAGACGCGUUUCUGCGCCAAGAGUACUGCAACAUUGUUGUCACGCAGCCUCGUAGGAUUGCAGCGAGUUCUAUCGCAGAACGGGUGGCUAAGGAACGAAACUGCGAUUUAGGUUCGUUGGUCGGGUACAGGGUGGGCCUGAAGGAAAUGCUUAGCGACGAUACGAGGCUGAGGUUCGUGACGACAGGUGUACUGCUGCAGUGGCUCAUCACAUCCAAAUCGCUGGCACGCUUCACACAUAUAAUUCUUGAUGAAGUGCACGAACGCGAGGUAGACAUGGACUUUCUGUUGAUUCUCGUGCGACGGCUAUUAACCCAAUCGCAACCGAACUCAAGCGAAACUCAAGCGAACUCAUGCAACACAAAAAUUAUUCUAAUGUCGGCCACGAUCGAUGCCGGUGAGUUUUGCAAAUAUUUUAAAAUCCCAAAGAGUGACAACUUGCUCGCGCCGUCGCUGACCGUGGCCAGCAGCAAGCCGUACGACGUGAGCGUGUACUAUCUCGACAGUUUGGAUAAGUUCCAGAUUGACUUUAACAUCGAAUAUAAUAAGCCAGGCAUUUGCGAUAAAAUGUACGAGAUUGCGGCUAGGCUGGCAUACGUUUGCGACCAAUGUAUUGAUCGUCACGAACGAGUGGACCAGCUCGAUUUCAAACCAUCGAUCAUUAUGUUUCUACCGGGAAUUAACGAGAUCGAGCUAAUGGCUGAAACGCUUAACAAUUUUGCGACAAAGGUCACGCAGCAGAACGCACAAGCCGGUCCAAACUUUCUCAUACUCAAGUUACACUCGAUGCUACCAUCGACAGACCAUGCCGCCGUAUUUCGGAAGCCACCACCCGGGCAGCGAAAGGUUAUACUUUCGACCAAUAUCGCCGAAAGCUCGAUCACCGUACCCGAUGUUAAGUAUGUGAUCGAUUUCUGUCUCCACCGAAUUCAAAUCACCGAUUCGACCAGCAAUUUCUCAACCUUAUCGACGCAAUGGGCUUCGAAGAGUAAUUGCGUGCAACGAGCUGGCCGUACCGGUCGUCUCAUGAAUGGCCGUGUGUACCGUUUGAUUGAUAGAAGCUUUUUCGAGAGGGGCAUGCAAGAGACGACCAUGCCCGAGAUGAUACGCUGCCGUCUCAGCAAUGUGGUACUGAAAGCGAAGAUGCUCGAUAUGGGCCCGCCGCACGCCAUCCUUGCUCUCGCUCUCAAUCCGCCAAAGCUUUCCGACGUCAGCAAUACUAUACUGCAACUGAAAGAGGUUGGCGCGUUACUACGCACGUCGCAGGGUGAAUAUACGCCACUAGAUGGAGAUAUGACGUUCCUCGGUCAAUUGAUGUGUGCGCUGCCGUUGGAUCUCCCGGUAGCGAAGCUGGUUAUCUUGGGUUACGUUUACUCGGUGCUGCAGGAGGCGAUUAUCAUUGCAGCGGGCAUGAGCGUGAAGAACAUUUUCACCAACAACCGCACGAUACAAACGUUUGAGAACAAAAUGCGGUUUUCCGAUGGUUCGGGUUCGGAUGGAAUUGCCAUACUGAAUGCAUACACUGCCUGGCGAUCGAUGACAGAACAGAGCACGGGCGGUAACACUGCCCAGUGGUGCUACCGUAAUGGAUUGGAGUUAAAAUCGUUGUCCGAGAUGGCGGAACUAGUACGAGAAAUACAGCACCGAUUGAGCGUCAGCAAUGUGAAGGAAGUUACCGGUGUCAACCGUGUGAUCUGGAGCCAAGGGGAAAAGGGCCUCAUCCUGAAGGUGGUCAUGGCGGGUGCUUUCUAUCCGAAUUUCUUCAUACCUGGUCUGGCCAGCAACGGAGAUAACGGCGGACGGGGCAUUUACACCGAGGUCGGAUGUCGCGAUCCUUUCAGCACCGUUUUCUUCAUCGGUUUGGAACAUUCCAAACAUAUUGGAUCUCUUUAUCGCCAGCAGUUGAAAGACAUGCUCACAAACGGCGAUCGAUCGAAGCAGGCCUCCAUGAAGGUGGAGUUCGACCGCAGCUCGAACCGAGUCUUUAUCAGAUACGUUGGUGAGGACAGAGAAGGAUACCCAGUGCCUGGACGAUUCCGUUCGGAAGUGUACCGCGCACUAAAGCUACGGGAACAUCGCCGGGGUUGCUUUGAAAUGAAGGUUAUGAACCACGCCGAUGCCGUACGGUUCGCGACGCGUCACAAAUUAGGCGAGUGGAGAAACUGCGAGUGGGUGCCGCGACGCAUUCCUAUCUCCAAUGUACACCUUUCCGUUGUGCCACUGAUUCAUUGUGCGCGGCUGUCAGCUACAGUCACCUACGGGAUUCAUCCCGGAAAGUUUUUUAUACGUCCCCUAGGAGAGAGAGCCAAACUGUUUGAAGAAAUCGAUCAACGGCUGAACGAAUCGGAGCUUCAACCGUUCACGGAACAUUUCCAGUUUCGACGUCGCCAGAUCGUAGCGGCCAAGCUACCAAAAAGUACGCGUUAUCGACGAGGACAGCUGGUUAGCGAAGAAUUAUCGUCCAACAGGACGGCCUUGUGGAAGGUAUUUUUCGUUGAUCACGGAGCUACCGUUACACUACCGGUUACAUGCUUUCAUCAGUUAACCGGUUCACUUGCCAAAUACACCGACUUGCCGGGACAAGUGUUCCAAGCGUGCCUUGCCGAAGUUCAGCCCUUUGCACCGCAAUCCCCACAAGGUACAUGGCUCGAGAAGAGCUCUCAGCUCCUAAAACAGGCCACGUUUGGGCAAAUGCUGGAGGUCGAUAUUUACUCCGUCGUCGAUCAGGUAGCGAGCGUCGUGCUGUGGAAGAGCGGCUCUUCUCGCGAUGUUGGCCUGUCCAUCAAUCAAGAGUUGGUCAAUAUGAAGUUGGCUCAACCAUCAGAGGAAUCGUACCUUUCAAAGAUGGAUCACGAAUCACGGAUUCGCGUUCAGCGACAGAUCGAGGUUGACGAGCGGUAUCGGCAGGAGAUUUUGAACGAUGACUCGCAGCUGGCUCACUUCGUCGACGAUGAUGACGAUUUCACGGUUGAUCUUCCAAGAGAGUUGCUACGGAUAACGGUGGCACUAAGGGGCCCGUACAAUCCACUUCAAAUUAAAUGCACUGCAACCACGUUUUCCAUCUAUGUGAAUCAGGUGAAAAUCGAGAGCGAAUCUGUAAAUUCAGUGCUUCUCGAAUCAAACCCGCAGGAUGUUCACCAAAAACUACUGAUUUCUGCCGGGAUUAACGAAGCGAAGCAAAGCCAGCGCCUUACUAUCAACCAAACAACCAUGAUGCCCAACAUCCCCGGGAUGCCUGCUCUGAUGGCGCUCAUAUUUGCACCGAAGUGCUAUUAUAAAAAGGAUGCUGAUGAAACGCGUCUUGUCGGAUUGGUAGCGGGCUUAGGAUGUGACCAGCGUAACGGCGAGUCAUUAUACCCAGAGCACGACAUCUCUCUGCCGGUCGAUGUCGUCGUCACGGAAGAGGACAUUGGCGAUAUCAAUGCCCUUCGGUACACGAUGGAUUCGAUAUUACAUUCGGGCCGAAACGAGAAAACUCGAUUAUUUGGCGAGUUUAGCAUCGAAUCGCUAAUGGUUAAAGUGAAGGAGUAUAUAAUUAAAAUCCUUCAGCGCGAGCGAAGUAUUACGGAGAACAAUUUUGUGCAUGAUUUCACGUGGAAACCGGCCAAUGGACCAGGCGAUAGCGGUCCAAGCUCGAGCAAGUCCAAACAGAUCAAUAAUAUAUACGAAAAGGCACUUUACCCGCUGCAUCCACAGCUCAAUCUACGACCAAUCAAAUCAAACCGCAUCGAAUUCCUGCAACGGCACUGUCAGGAGCUUCGAGAAUUGGUUCAAACAUCGGUGUCGUUACCGAACGGAGGAGUGAGCUGCAAGUUAUGCAAUGUUUCGCUGCAGUUGUUGCCCGUAGUGCGCAUCCAUCUGUACUCCAAGCUGCAUCGUGAUCGCGAAGCUCAAAUCGGUUUCCGUUGA
Messenger RNA from Anopheles cruzii, 4392 nucleotides. It is a transcript of the gene spn-E, whose product is annotated as probable ATP-dependent RNA helicase spindle-E. Bases 1 to 4392 code for a protein of 1463 amino acids. The transcript is spliced from 6 exons. The record is from RefSeq and is a predicted model, not a curated record. NCBI's taxonomy places the organism in Eukaryota, Metazoa, Arthropoda, Insecta, Diptera, Culicidae. Gene Ontology annotation, molecular function: ATP binding; RNA binding. Gene Ontology annotation, cellular component: intracellular anatomical structure.